AGUGGAUUAGACAGAACAGAAAUAUGGAUGGGAAUAAGAGACAUAUGAUUGGACGUAAAACAAUCAUGGAGACUGUCCAAUACAGGUGGAUAUUGAUCACGCACUCUGUACAUCAAAUCUGACGUCAUUAGUCUACUGUGUUGCAUCAAGUUUUCGAUAUAAACAUCUCUCCUCCUAUAUUGAUCGACUGAUCCUAUAGGACAUUUGAACAGUAUAUCCCAUACGGUGUACACUACGAGCAGAAUGAGUAACAACAUCCUUAUCCUCGGCGCUACCAGAGGCCUAGGUGCCUCCCUACGGAAGCUCUAUGCUUCCAACCCAUCCACCAAGACCGUCUUCGCAACCGCACGCGGGAACCCUGCCCCGGAAAGCAGUGAAUCCCGCACCACAUGGCUCACGGAUAUUGACGUUUCCCAGCCAGAUGUCGGUCAGAAACUCACCUCACAACUCCCAUCCUCUACCAGGCUCUCCACAGCAAUCAUCACAGCGGGCUAUUUCGGCUUCGAAUCAUUCGAUAACCCAGACUGGGAGAAGCAGGUGAAGAUGUACACGACGUCUGCGAUUGGUCCGGUAUUCGUGGUGCAGAAUCUUGUGAAAGCAGGUUAUCUGGACGAAGGGAGUAAGGUGAUUCUUGUGAGCAGUGAGAGCGGAAGUAUUACAUUGAGACAUGAGAAGGAAGGCGGAGGGAAUUAUGGACACCACGCUAGUAAGAGCGCGUUAAAUAUGGUAGGAAAGCUGCUCAGUUUGGAUCUGAAGGGCAAGGGUAUUGCGGUUGGCUUGGUGCAUCCGGGGUUUAUGCGGACGGAGAUGACGAAGAGUGUUGGGUUUGAUAAGUUCUGGGAUGCUGGCGGUGCUGUUACCCCCGACCAAUCAGCCGAGUCACUCGCAUCGUUCAUAGAUGGCUUCAAUAUCAGCAAGACGGGACAGUACUGGGCACCACGGGGUCCUGGUGACAUUGGCACUGCGGACGAUGUGCUUGGGGGCGACUUGCCGACGCCGUUGCAAUUGCCUUGGUAAUGGUGCGCAGUGCAGUAUAGAUUUGAGGCGUGUAUAUAAUGCGCGUAUACACAUGGCCCAUUAACAACUGAAUCUAAAUGAUUGAAAGUAUUAAGAGUGACUUAUAAGGCUAGAUAAAAGAUGAUCUGCAAUAUAUAUAUCCCUCAAUCUGCUUGUAGUCUCAAAAG
Molecule: messenger RNA, 1184 nt
Organism: Aspergillus ruber CBS 135680
Lineage: Eukaryota; Fungi; Ascomycota; Eurotiomycetes; Eurotiales; Aspergillaceae
Product: oxidoreductase, short chain dehydrogenase/reductase family superfamily
Exons: 3
Coding region: 244-1017 (257 amino acids)
Molecular function (GO): oxidoreductase activity, acting on the CH-OH group of donors, NAD or NADP as acceptor
Source: RefSeq, a predicted model, not a curated record